AUGGAUGUUUACGUCGCAAUUCGACACUUUGAGAAUGGGGACGAGCUUUUUUUUGGAAUCACGGUGACCGUAAUCAUUCUGUCCAGCAUCCUCGUGAAUAUUUACGCGACGACCACCUUAAAGAAAACAAAGUGGAAUGUGCGUCGUUUCCUGUGCGUCAGCCAUUUUUCUAUGAUUUACCUUUUCAUUAAGGAAAUCUUCCGUUGGUUCGAAGAAAAACGGCCAGAAAUCGCUCAUCCUUGCGGUGGUGAAAAACAUUUUUCUGUUUGUGACUGCUCUCAAUGCAAGGAACAACUGGAGCAAAGUGUCGAAGCGUCUCUUGGAAUGUCCCACACGCGUUCCAUGGAAACCUUCAUUGAGUCCGUACCACAAUUUCUUCUCCAAGUUUAUAUAAUGGUUUACAAGGAUUCCUAUCCUUGGUACACCAUCGUAUCGGCAGCAUUCUCGUUUAUAUCAUUGGUUUUUAGCGUCUACAUGCUCGAGAAAAAUUACUGGAUUAAAAAACUGAUCACAGACCGCCCCGACUACCUGAAACCGAUAACCUUCUAG
Molecule: messenger RNA, 549 nt
Organism: Dendronephthya gigantea
Lineage: Eukaryota; Metazoa; Cnidaria; Anthozoa; Malacalcyonacea; Nephtheidae
Exons: 1
Coding region: 1-549 (182 amino acids)
Biological process (GO): engulfment of apoptotic cell; phosphatidylserine exposure on apoptotic cell surface; apoptotic process involved in development
Cellular component (GO): plasma membrane
Source: RefSeq, a predicted model, not a curated record